AUGGGGUCCUUCGCCAGAGCUGCGCGCUUCCUGGUGCUCCUCCAGAUCGUCCUGUUCGUCAUCUCCGCCGUGCUCAUGAGCGGCCCCGUCUGCCAUGGAGCCCGCCCAGGGAUCGGUGGUGGAGCUCUCGAUCCUAAUCGUCCGACGGUUACAGUGCCGCCUGGUGACCCCUACACCGGUCGUCGGUGCAGCAGCUUGUACAGGUGCUCACCAAGUGUUCAGCCCUGA
Molecule: messenger RNA, 228 nt
Organism: Triticum turgidum subsp. durum (durum wheat)
Lineage: Eukaryota; Viridiplantae; Streptophyta; Magnoliopsida; Poales; Poaceae
Source: the annotation of a GenBank genome assembly